GGAAAUCAGCUGUUGUCAAAACGAUCUAACCUAUGAAUAUUGUAAUUAUUCAAAACAAAUAGAUCUUUUUUAAUAAAUGUCUCGGAAAUUUUGUGAUGUGAUAUAUUAAGGGCUUCUCUGUUCGUUUCAUAAACAAUACCAAAGUGUAUAUAACAUUUAAUUAAAAUAGAACUAGCCAUGAUAACUUUAUCCCAACGUUUGAAACGAAAAAAUCAAAAUGAAGACACCUCGACUCCUAAUAGGGCUCCAAUUAGAGAUAGAUUACUCGUAAAAGAAGCACAAGAAAUGUCCCAGUUGUUGCCAGUAUCUUGUUCAAUACAUUACACGAACGAAAAUGAUUUAAGUAAGUUUACAUUAAUUGUCCAACCUACAGAAGGAUAUUGGGAAGGCGGAACAUUUAGGUUUGAUAUUAAUGUGACUGAAGAAUAUAAUAUGGUCCCACCUAUAGUUAAAUGUUCAACAAAGUUAUGGCACCCGAAUAUAUCAGAAAAUGGUGAAGUAUGUCUCUCUCUAUUAAGGAGACAUAGUGUAGAUGGUAUGGGAUGGUCGCCAAUACGUAGACUUAAUGAUGUGGUGUGGGGAUUACAUGCCUUAUUUACAGACUUACUAAACUUUGAAGAUCCCUUAAAUGUUGAAGCAGCUGAUCAGUUUAGGCAUUCGAAAGAAGAUUUUAAAUUAAAAGUUAUGGAAUAUGUUGCUAACUAUGCUAGAGAAUAAUUUGUGACAAUUUAUUUAUUUUAGAUAUACAUACAUCAUGAUGUUUACAAGUUAUUUGUGAUAUUUACUUUAAUGUACAUUAAAAAUUAACCAAUGAUAUUUAAACUCUAUUAAGUAUCUUUUUGUAUUUUAUUUAGUUUCAGAUUCUUAGUAUGUAAACUUUUGUGUUCAAAAUAAAUUAGUUUCUCUUAAA
Sitophilus oryzae (rice weevil) is the source of this 910-nucleotide messenger RNA. RefSeq names its product NEDD8-conjugating enzyme UBE2F-like. The record is from RefSeq and is a predicted model, not a curated record. Bases 178 to 717 code for a protein of 179 amino acids. The transcript has 3 exons. Lineage: Eukaryota; Metazoa; Arthropoda; Insecta; Coleoptera; Curculionidae.